AUGUCUUUUUUGCUUGCCUACUAUAGGUCACAACCAACAAAUUAUGCUCGGCCAUUAACCAAACAUUCGGAUUUGGCUCAGAAUUAUUAUUUUAACCGGGAUACGCGACGAAAUUAUCCACGUUUAGCCGUCUACACUCAAGAAGAUGUUGCCUUGUUAAUUGCGGCGUCUCACUUGAAAAGCAUCACAUCAGGAGAACAAGGGUCCAGUGAAUCAACCCAAAUAGUCACCAUUCCCGAAAAUAUCACGCUGACCGAAGCGAUUGCAUUCGUGCCACCAUUGUACAGUGCUGAAAAGUUACCACCAACUCCUCAUUUCCAUCCGACAUAUAACUGGAAAAAGUCUGACGAUGCUGAUGCGUUACCUGCAGACGUUAAAAUUACCAUAACACUCAUCACAAUAUUGGCCCUCUUGGUUCCUUGCGGAUAUAUUAUGAAAUUACUCAUCAUGCUGACAUCUUCAUUGUACCAUACCGAUAACAAUACUACAAGUGUAAAUAACCCCAGUAACCUCACGACGCCUAUCGAUGAGUCGAUACUCACGACAAUCGUUACACCCACAACGUGGUCGUCAUUCAAUCUCCCUUUUUGUACCGCAUUAAGCCCUUCUGAUAUUGUCCUUCACAGCGACAUCGUUUACUCCACAUUUCCACUUCUUGUGAUCAAAUUAUUCCCUUCCAUAACGGACACCGAGUUCUGGUUUAGAGUAAUGUGCAACCGAUUAAUGCAGCACCUUCACCUUGGCCUAUUUUUCUUGGGAUCAAUCAGCAACAUAUAUACGGCUUAUAUAACUGUCGACGAACUAUUUGGCAUAUUUAUGGGAGAGAUUAGAAGGGAAACCAGGAAAACAACCCUGGCGGUUGUUUGCGCGAUAGUAAUGUGCUUCUGGUUUCACUAUACGCUGACCGCUUUCAGUGUACCAUCUACGAGGGAAUUCUUACAAGAUCUGCCGGUGUGGUUUUUACGAUGGAUCACAAUAAGUUUGGCGAUAUUCGAUUUUGGAUUAAGAAGAGUGUUUUUCCGGAUGAACAGGUUUAGCGAGGAAGACAUUGAGAUAAUAUCCGUGCAAAAGAUGGAUUUUAAUGACGAUUGUUAG
Molecule: messenger RNA, 1095 nt
Organism: Acaulospora colombiana
Lineage: Eukaryota; Fungi; Glomeromycota; Glomeromycetes; Diversisporales; Acaulosporaceae
Source: the annotation of a GenBank genome assembly